UUUUAUUUACGUCGAGCCUUAUUUGCUCCUUUUCAAGUUCUAACUUGAACACCUUUGACAUCAUAUUCAUUACUGUCUCCAAGACAUCAUGUUAACAAUACAAAAGUCAUCUUUGUGGACAAAUCGAAAAUGCCUCCUCAUCUGUUCCGCUGUGGCCAUCGCAAGUAUGCAGUAUGGAAUUGAUACAGCUGCUGUUGGGGGGUUGCAGGCAAUGCCUGGCUUUUUGAUGGUGUUUGGUUACGAAGACUCUACGAGCCCAUUCGGCUAUGGAAUUGACUCGACAGUACAACAACUCAUGACCUCGUUGAUGAAUCUUGGAGCUGCCGUAUCCGCCAUUGGAGUGGGUCUGUGGGGAGGAUACUUCGGUCGCAAACCAGCUCUCUGGCUUGCAUGCGUUGUUUGUGCAGCAGGUGUUGCUAUACAAAUAGCGGGUACCACACGGUCGACUCUCUACGCCGGAAGAUUCCUCCUUGGUCUUGCGAACGGCUUCUUUGUAGUCUCUUCGACUGUAUAUUGCAGUGAAGCAGCGCCGGCCCACUUGCGAGAGGUUAUGGUUGGUCUUUUUGCGUACUAUGUUAAUCUAGGCAGCAUCAUAGGCUCCCUGAUCGACAACUAUACGAAACACCAUCUAAGCAAACUCAGCUACAGGAUUCCACUCGGAUGUAUGUUCAUCGUACCCACCGUGCUGUCUAUUGCACUAUUCUUUGUGCCAGAGAGCCCACGGUGGCUACUUCAUCAAGGAAAGCGAGACGCGGCUCGUAGUUCUCUAGAAGCACUACGUAUUGACCACGGUGAAGAACUCGAGCUCGAGUGGGCAGAGAUGGUCCGUGGAAUAGAGGAGGAAAAGAGAGUGGCACAGAGCACACCCUUUAUGGAUAUGUACAGGGGCCACGAUCUCCGCCGAACACUUCUCUGCUACGGUAUGAUUGCCGCGCAGUCCGCUUCCGGUGUCUGGUUCUUCAUCGCGUACCAAACAUACUUCCUCCAGAUUGCCGGUAUAACAAAAGCCUUCGAAUACACGAUCAUGAAUGCCUGCAUCGGCUGGCUCGGCCUAGCUUGUGGGAUUGCGGCGAGCAUGCCGGCAUCUAAGGUAACAGGAAAUGUGCUAGUCGCAUUCACUGCCCUUUUUUUCUUUGUUUAUGACGCUGCUGUCGGAGUCGCGAGUAUGCCGAUGGCAACAGAGCUUGUAAGUUCGAGACUUCGUGCAUGGACUGUGGGCACCGCAAACGCACUGGGGUACUUUCUGGCCUGGCUGGGCGCCAAGUACACAUACAUCUGGGCAGCUUCCAACUUCCUAUGCGUCAUCUGGUUUUACUUCUUUGUGCCGGAGACCAAGGCGCGCUCACUUGAGGAACUUGAUGAGAUCUUCGAGGCUGGCAUUUCUGCGCGGAGAUUCCAGCAGUAUGAGUGCAGAAUCGUGGAGGACGCGAGAAACGACGUCUUUGGUGGUGAGACACAAGUUACCAAGCGGGAUGCCUAA
Messenger RNA from Dothidotthia symphoricarpi CBS 119687, 1480 nucleotides. RefSeq names its product general substrate transporter. The coding region runs from base 89 to 1480 and encodes 463 amino acids. Gene Ontology annotation, cellular component: membrane. Gene Ontology annotation, molecular function: carbohydrate:proton symporter activity. The transcript has 5 exons. Lineage: Eukaryota; Fungi; Ascomycota; Dothideomycetes; Pleosporales; Dothidotthiaceae. The record is from RefSeq and is a predicted model, not a curated record. Gene Ontology annotation, biological process: carbohydrate transport; transmembrane transport.